Molecule: messenger RNA, 1776 nt
Organism: Coprinopsis cinerea okayama7#130
Lineage: Eukaryota; Fungi; Basidiomycota; Agaricomycetes; Agaricales; Psathyrellaceae
Product: glucose-6-phosphate isomerase
Exons: 7
Coding region: 66-1724 (552 amino acids)
Biological process (GO): glycolytic process; glucose 6-phosphate metabolic process; gluconeogenesis
Cellular component (GO): cytosol
Molecular function (GO): monosaccharide binding; glucose-6-phosphate isomerase activity; carbohydrate derivative binding
Source: RefSeq, a predicted model, not a curated record
CUGAUAUCAACCAGAGACCGGAGUACUCUCUUCUCAUACCAGUACCCGUCACACACAUCUCCACGAUGAGCGGAAAAUUGGCCAGCAGCUACGCGUCCUGGGCCGAGCUCCAGAAGAUCUACGACCACCAACACUCGAAGCUCGUCCUGAAGGACCUCUUCGCCCAGGAUCCUGAGCGAUUCAAGAAGUUCUCCAAAGAAUACACUUCCUCAACCAACCCUGAAACCACCAUCCUCCUCGACUACUCCAAGAACCUCAUCACCGAGCCCAUUCUCGCCAAACUCCUCGAUCUCGCUCGUGAGGCCGGUGUCGAAGAAUGGCGCGACAAGAUGUUUGCUGGCGAGCACAUCAACAACUCUGAAGGCCGCGCAGUGCUCCACGUCGCUCUCCGCGCUUUCGGCGAGAUCAACACCACCGAAGAGGGUGUCAGCCAAGUUGGGUCCGUCCUCGCCCACAUCAAAGAAUUCACCGAGGCUGUCAGGAGUGGUCAGUGGAAGGGGUACACCGGCAAGUCGAUCGACACUAUCGUCAACAUUGGAAUCGGUGGCUCGGAUUUGGGACCUGUCAUGGUCACCGAGGCCCUCAAGCCCUACUCCAAACGCGACCUGAAGGCCAAGUUCGUUUCCAACGUCGACGGAACCCACAUCGCUGAAGUCCUGAGGGAAUGCAACCCAGAGACUACGCUUUUCAUCAUCGCCUCCAAGACCUUCACCACCCAAGAGACCAUCACGAACGCUGAGACGGCUCGCUCCUGGUUCCUCGACACCGCCAAGGACAAGGCUCACGUCGCCAAACACUUCGUCGCCCUGUCGACCAACACCAAGGCUGUUACUGCUUUCGGUAUCUCCGAGCAGAACAUGUUCCAGUUCUGGGAUUGGGUCGGUGGACGAUACAGCUUGUGGAGUGCCAUCGGGUUGUCUAUUGCCCUCGUUAUCGGUUACGAGAACUUCGAAGCUCUGCUCAAGGGUGCCCAUGGGAUGGACAUGCACUUCAGGGAAGCACCUCUCGAGAGAAACCUCCCCGUCCUGCUUGCCGUCAUUGGAAUCUGGUACAACGAUUUCUAUGGCUCUCAGACCCACGCGCUCCUUCCUUAUGAUCAAUACCUCAACAAGUUCGCCGACUACUUCCAACAAGGUGACAUGGAAUCAAACGGUAAAUCCGUCACCAAGAACGGUGAACGGGUGAAUUACCAAACUGGGCCUAUCAUCUGGGGAGCCUCAGGAACGAACGGCCAGCACUCCUUCUACCAACUCGUCCACCAGGGCACCAAGCUCAUCCCUGCUGACUUUAUCGCCCCCGCUACGACUCACAACCCCAUCAAUCACUCAAAGCACCACAGAAUCCUCCUGUCCAACUUCUUCGCCCAACCUGAAGCUCUGGCAUUCGGGAAGACAGAGGAGGAGGUGCGUGCUGAACUCGGAAGUGGUGCGGCGGAGGAGGUCGUGAAGAGUAAGGUGUUUGAGGGGAACAGGCCUACGAAUAGCAUCAUGUUCCCGCUGCUUACCCCCGAGGUCCUUGGCGCUCUUAUCGCUCUCUACGAACAUAAGAUUUUCACGCAAGGUGUAAUCUGGGGUAUCAACUCCUUCGAUCAAAUGGGAGUCGAACUCGGCAAGGUUUUGGCGAAGAAAAUCCUUGCCCAGCUCGAGAAGCCUGAGGAUGUUCAGGGUCACGACUCUUCGACCACUGGCUUGAUCCAUUACUACCAGAAGUGGCGCAAGGAGUAGGUAUUCAACGGACGGGAAGAUCGUCGAACAAGAACAAAUGUACAUUAUAGUC